This is a messenger RNA of Camponotus floridanus (Florida carpenter ant), 732 nucleotides long. RefSeq names its product tetra-peptide repeat homeobox protein 1. Bases 9 to 545 code for a protein of 178 amino acids. The record is from RefSeq and is a predicted model, not a curated record. The transcript is spliced from 2 exons. NCBI's taxonomy places the organism in Eukaryota, Metazoa, Arthropoda, Insecta, Hymenoptera, Formicidae.
GCCGAUCGAUGGUAGCCACAUCCACCUCAGCCAUCGAAGGAAAUUUUCUCUGUUUCAUCGUCCACUUCUUCAUCAUGUACUCCUUGAUCGCGAUUUUCCUCGUAGCCGUUCUGUCAAUGGCGACCGCGGCACCAUCGGGUUACCUGGGCUACGGCGCCGCAUUAGCCGGCCCGGUUUUAGGCCCUGCGACUCUCACUGGACCCGCUAACGGACCAUCCGCACUAGCUGGGCCGGUGGUCGGACCUGCGCGCCUUUCCGGGGCUGUCGAUGGCGGUGCCGUCGUUACUGGGGCAGUUGCUGGACCGUCGGUCGUUUCCGGUAGCGUCGCCGGACACACGGCGGUGGUUGGCCCAGCUCUUGGCUACGCGGCGCCAGCCUUUGCAUUGCCUGCAGCUUAUGGAGCGAUACUUGCUGGUCCUGCUGUAGGUCCAGCAGCUAUCGCCGGACCAAUCGCAGCUCCAGCCUUGAUCGCUGGUCCAUCUGGUAGCAUCACUGCUGGACACGCCGGAUUAGGCGGUGUUAUUCGUGGAUAUGCUGGAUAUUAGGACACUGGUAAAAUACAUAAAGGACCCUCUCACGCGACUGAUCUCUUCGAUACUCGCCAACUCAAUCACAUCGCGAUCUUCGUCAUUCAGCGUAAUUCUUCGUUUCUUAUCUGUUACGUGUACAUAACAUAAUUUCGUAUAUACAUUGUUACAUAUAAUAAUAAUGAUAAUAAAUGCACUUCUGGAA